AUGAUAUCACAUAUAGUCUGUAACAUCCCAAUGGCCGACUUAACGAAGUGGGUGAAAAUGAGAACGAAUAGUACAGACGUUGAUUUUGUACUUAAAAAGUCGUUGUGCGAUGGUGUCGUUCUUGCGAAAUUGAUGAAUUAUUUACGACCAAAUACCGUUGAUGUAUCAAAAUUCACAGAAAAACACGUUCAGAACGUUAAAUUGUGUUUGGAUGCUGGGUAUCAACUUCUGAACAUCCCAAGACUUCUUGAUGAAAAUUACGUUGCGGACGACAAAGUCGACGAUUUCUGCCUCUUUUUCUAUUUGUCUUUUUGUGUCAUGAAAGAGACUAAGCUUGAUGAUAACUUAGAAAUAAAGCGUAUUGCCGACGAGAUAAAAAACAAGAGAAUUUCAGCAAAAGUCUCUUUGAAGAAACGUGUGAAAAAUGUCCUUCAAAGAAUGCUGGACUGUGUAAAAAAUGUGAAAGUUAUUUGGCCCAAUGACGACGACGAAACCAAGCCAAAAGAAGCUAAAGAAAUGGACGGAAUGUUAGAAGGGCUCGAGGAUUUACUCAGUAAUUUGGAUGAUAUCGAUAUCUCAUCAAGUGCACUUGAAAAGAUGGAAACUUUAAGUGACAAAGAUGACGACCCCACACUCACUAAAUUGAAGAAGUUUGAAAAGGAGGUCUUGAAGCAAGAAGAAACUUUCAAAAAGUUGAAUGUUGUUGUGAACAAAGAGAAAAGAAAGAGUCGGCAAUUCUCACCAUCGAAAAAUAUCGUGUCGUCAAAAUCAAAUAUCGAAAACCCCAAAAAUGUCAUUCCAAGAAGAACUAUUGAACGGCGGAAGUCUCAGAUUUUCGACUUAAACGAUAUACAAAAACAGAUGAGUGACGCAAAACACGUCCCACCUAUUACUAUCAACACAAAAUCAAUUUCCGAUAGAAUUAACACGUUUGAAAGAUCGGGGUCAACUUCUCCAAAAGAAAACUCAGGAGAAAAAACACCAGUUUUGGCUACUAAAAGAAGAACUCCACGACUGCAGAGAGCAGAAAGUUCAAUGAGUUUAUCAUUGGAUAUGACUACGGCAAAGGAAACAAAUCCGUUAUUUGUAAAACACGCUACGUUACCACUCAAUAUCGGAAAGAGUAUAAAAAGCGAGGGAAUUAUUCGUAUCAACGAUAAUCAAAAUAAAGAGAAAAGUGACGUGGAAAAUGAAAACAAUAAUCUCGUGAAACAAUUAAAGGAAGAAAUCACACAACUUAAUGCUGAAAAGGAAAAGACUUUAAAGGAAAAAACAAGUGAAUUGGAGAAAGUGACUCAACAACUGGAAGAAACAACAAAACAAAAGGAAGAAAAUGAUAAAAAAGUGGAAGAAAUAAUAAAGGAAAAGAAAGAAGUGGAAGAAAAAAUGAAACAACUUGAAGCUGAAAAAGAUAAAGUAACAACAGAACUUCAGACAACAACAAAUGAGAAAAUUGAAUUGGAGAAAACAAUUAAACAACAAAAUGAAACAACAACUCAACUGCAAAAUCAACUGAAAGACAAAGAUGAUAUCAUCGAAGAAACAAUAAAACAGAAAGAAGAGGCCGAAAAGAAAGUUGAAACGAUCGAAGCAACUCAACAAGGGAAUGAAAAACAAAUCAAUGAAAAGUUGGAAGAAAUCAAAAAUGAAAAGAAAGAAACAGAAGAGAAAUUAAAACUAUUGGAAGUUGAAAAAGAAAAGAUUGUAAAUGAACUUGACACAAAUAAACAAGAAGGAGAGAAGAAAAUAGAAGACAUGAUAAACACAAUCAAAACAGAAGAAGAAAAAAAUAACAAAUUAAAUGAAGAAUUGGAUAAUAUAAAAGAAGAAAAAGAUAAAAUUACAAAUGAGAAGAAAGAAAUUGAAGAGAAAUUUAAAAGGAAAACAGAUGAUUUGGAAAAACAAAUAAAAGAAAAAGAAGACAAAUUAAAUGCAACAACAGAAAAGAUUGAAGAGAUUGAGAAAGAAAAGAAAGAGAAGAUUGAACAACUUGAAGAACAAAUUGCAAAAUCAACACUGACAACACAAAAACUCGAAAAUGAAAAAGAAAAAAUAACAGAAGAACUUGAUUCAACAAAAGAAGAAAAUAAAAAGAUCGUUGAACAGCUCAAAUUAACAAUAAAUGAAAAAGUUGAUUUGGAGAAAACAAUUGAAAAUCAAAAAGAAACAACAAAACAACUGCAAAAUGAACUGAAAGACAAAAAUGACAAUCUGGAGAAAGUGAAUCAACAACUUGAAGAGACAACAAAACAAAAAGAAGAAGUUGAAAAGAAAAUCAAACAACAAGAAGAACAACUCAACAAUACAAAACAAGAGAAAGAUGAAUUAGAAAACAAAUUCAAAGACAAAGACGACAUAAUUGAAACAACUAAAAAACAAAAAGAAGAAGUUGAACAGAAAUUGGAAAUGAAUAUAGCAGCUCAAAAAGAGAAAGAAAAAGAAAUCAAUGAAAUUUUGGAAAAGAUGACAAAUGAAAAAGAGAAAAUUGUAAAUGAAUUGAAAGAAAAUGAAGAAAAAGUCACACAUCUCGAAGUCGAAAAAGAUAAGAUAACAACAGAACUCAAGACAACAAAGAAACGUGUUGAUGAAAUAACAGACGAAUUGAAUACAAAAAGAAAAGAAAACGAGAAACAGAAAGAAGAAUUUGAAUUAAAAACAAAACAACUGAAUGAACAACUUAAUAACAUUGAGAGUGAUGCAAAGACAAAACAAGAAACUAUAAAUCAACUCAAUGAAAAAUUAACAAACACUGAACAACAGAAAGAAGAAAUUGACAAACAGAAAACAGAAAUAGAAGAGAAACUUAAGACAAUGAACGAAGAAAAUAAGAAGAUUGCAAAUGAACUUGUCACAGCCAAACAAGAGGCAAAUAAACAAAAAGAAGAAGCAGAGAAGAAAGUAGAAGAUAUGAUGAACAUUGUCAAAACAGAACAAGAGAAAAAUAACAAAUUAAAUGAAGAAUUGGAUAAUAUAAAAAAUGAAAAAAACAAAAUAACUAAUCAACUCAAAACUACAGAAAAAGAGAAAGACAAAAUUGAAAGUGAAUUGAAUACACAAAAGGAAAAAACAACACAACAAGAGAAAAUAAUCAACGAAAAAGAAGAUGAAUUAAUAAUUGCAAUGAAAAGGAUUGAAGAAAGUGAGAAAGAAAAGAAAGAGAAGAUUGAACAACUUGAAGAAGAAAAUGGCAUGAUACAAAAAGAACUUGACACAACGAAGAAAUUCAAUGAAGAAAUAACAAACAAAAUGAAAGAAAAAGAAAAUAAGUUGAAUGAAACAGCAAAACAACUUGAAGAUACAAAUAACAAAUUUAACACUGUAAAAGAACAACUUGAAAAUAACAACAAAACACUCUUGGAUGAAUUGGCAAAGACAAAAGAAGAGAAUGAAAACAUCACUCAAAAACUUCAAACAACAACAAAUGAGAAAAUCGAUUUGGAGAAAACAAUUGAAAAUCAAAAAGAAACAACAAAACAACUGCAAAAUGAACUGAAAGACAAAAAUGACAUAAUUGAAACAACUAAAAAACAAAAAGAAGAAGCUGAACAAAAAGAAAAAACAACUUCAAUUCAACUUUCAGAAGAACAAAGUAAAGCAAAAGAAUUGACCGAAAAAUUAGAAACAAUUAAAAAAGAAAAUCAAUUUAUAAAAAAACAAAGAAUUCAACUUGAAUUGCAAAAUCAUGAAAAUGAACAACGAAUUCAAAUUUUAAAUGAAGAAAAAGAGAAAGGCACAAAAGAAUUACAAACACAAACAGAAAAGAACACAACACUCGAAAACACACUAAAAGAAAAAGAAAUUCAAAUAGAUGACAUCACAAAACAACUUGAAAAUGCUAACACCGACAAAUCAAAUUUGAAUGAGAAAAAAAUAAAAAUAGAGAAUCGGAUGGCUAAAAUUGUUGAUGAAAAACAAAAUUUUGAAAAUGAAAAUAAUGAAUUAAAAAUGAAUAUAACAAACACGUUAUCUGAAUUGGAAAAACUUAAAAAUGAAAAGAAUGAAGUCGUCGAAAAUACAAAUAAACAAAUAAAAACAUUGGAAGAAGUACUCACAAAACAACAAGAUGACGCGAAUAAACAACUUAACGAUAAAAAUAAAGAAAAUGAUACAUUAAAAACUGUUAUACUCACUGAACAAAAGAAGUCUAAACAAUUUGAGGAUCAAUUAUUAAAAAUUAGUAACGAAAAGAAUGAGUUGGAGAAUGAAAAAAAACAAAUAGAAAAUAAAUUGGCAGACGCAGAAGCACGUUUUGAAAAUGUUGUAAAGGAAAAAGAAGAAAUGAAUAACAAAAUAAAUGAAGUCAAUUUCGCAUUCGAAAAAAUGAAAGAAGAUAAAAUUGUAUUGGAAAAUGAAUUAAAUUUUGCGAAAGAUAAGGCUCAUAAAAUUGCAAAAGAACUUGUGGCAACAAAGGAAGAGAAUACAAAACAAAUAGACGAUAUCAGAAAACAAAAAGAAACAAUCAACGAAAAUUUGAAACAAAUGGACAAUCAAUUGAAACGAAUUCAAUUUGAAAAGGAACAAAUUGAAAACGACAAAAAGCUAAAUGAAGACGCGUUUGAUAAAGAGGCGAAAAGAUUUGAUGAAACUCGAAAGGAAUUUGAAAAAACAAAAUCAGAAAAAAUAGCAUUGGAAGAAACACUGGAAAAUCAAAAAACUAAAACCACAAAUUUACAAAAUGAAUUGAAAGACAAAGAAAGUCAAUUGGAGAAUAUAAAUAAACAACUCGAAGAAACAAAUACAUUAAACAAAGAAGCUAAUAAACAAAUAGAAGAUAUGAUGAACACAAUCAAAACGGAAGAAGAGAAAAAUAACAAAUUAAAUGAAGAAUUAAAUAAUAUAAAAGAAGAAAAAGAUAAAAUUACAAAUCAAAUUAAAACUACAGAAGAAGAGAAAGAAUAUAUAACUCAAAAGUUGAAUUCACAAAAACAAGAAAAUGAAAAAAUACAACAAGAACUCAAUACAACAAAAGACGAAAAAGAUAAAAUUGAAAAUAAAAUGAAGAAGAAAACAGAUGAAUUGGAUAUGGCGACUAAAAAGAUUGAAGAGAUUGAAAAGGAAGCACAAGAAAAAAUAGAACAAUUAAAUGAACAAAUUGUAAAAUCAACACUGACAACACAAACACUCGAAAAUGAAAAAGAAAAAAUAACAGAAGAACUUAAUGAUAUCAAAAAAGAAAAAGAAAACGUGGACCAACAAGUUCAUAAUACAACAGAAAAGAUAAAGGAAAUAGAAAACGAAUUGAAAGAAGAAAAAGAAAAAGUUGAGAUUGCAAACAAAGAAACAGAAAAUAUUAAAAACGAAAAUAUACAACUCAUAGAAAAAUUGGAAAAAGAAGUGAAAACAAACAAAGAAAAAGAAGAAAGAAUAAACGAUGAAUUGGCCAAAACUAGAAGCGAAAAAGGUCAAAUUGAAAAAGAAAAUCAAACAAUAAAAACCGAGUUGGAAAAGACAAAAGAAGAAAAUGAAAAGAUCGUUGAACAGCUCAAAUUAACAACAAAUGAAAAAGUGGAGUUGGAAAAAACAAUAAAUCAACAACUUGAAGAGGCAACAAAACAAAAAGAAGAAAUUGAACAGAAGAUCAAAGAAGUUGUCGCAACUCAACAAGAAAAGGAAAUACAACUGAAUGAAAAGUUGGAAAAGAUGAAAAAUGAAAAGAAAACAGCAGAAGAGGAUUUGAAAGGAGAACUCACAAAAACGACACAAACAAACAAAGUUCUUGAAAAAGAAAAAGAAGAAAUUACAAAAGAACUUAACAAGACAAAAGAAGAAAAAUUGAAAUUAGACGACGAAAUGAAUACAAAAAGAAAAGAAGUUGAAGAACAAAAAGAAGAAAAUAAUAAGUUAAAGAACGAAAUUAAAAUAAAAGAUGAACAAUUUGAAAUGAUUGAAAGUGAUGCAAAGACAAAACAAGAAACUAUAAAUCAACUCAAUGAAAAAUUAACGAAUAUCAAUGAACAGAAAGAUAAAAUUAACAAACAGAAGACAGAAAUAGAAGAGAAACUUAAGACAAUGAACGAAGAAAAUAAGAAGAUUGCAAAUGAACUUGUCACAGCCAAACAAGAAGGAGAGAAGAAAAUAAAAGAUAUUACAUCACAAAAGAAUAGCUUAGAAGAAAAAGUUAACACAACACAAACAGAUCUUACAAAUGAAAGGAAUAAUUCCAAACAACUUUUGGAAAAAGUAUCUGAAUUAAAUACACAACUUGGUAAAUUAGAAAAUGACAACAAACAAAACGAAUUUGAAUUGAAAAAAGCAACAAAACAAAUCGAAGAAUUGCAACAAGAAAAGACUGAAUGUGACAAGAAAACAAAAGACUUGGAAGAACAAUUAAAGAAUGAACAACUAAGUGGAAAUCAGUUGAAAGACGAGUUAUCAAAAACAAUCAUGGAAAAAGAAAAAAUCGAAGCUGACAAAAUAACAACGGAGAGUACAUUGGAACAAAUGCGACAACAAAUUGUAGCAAUUAAUGAGGAUAAAGAAAAGAAUUUGAAAUCAAUUGAAGAACAAGAAGAUACUAUUAGAACGAUUACAACGAAAUUGAAAGAAACUUGCGAUACAAAUGAUAACUUAAAUAAACAACUUGAUGAAUUGAAAACUCAGAAGGCUUCUGUGGAGAACACAAUAAAAGAAUUAGAAACUAAUGUCAUAAGCAAACUGAAAGAUGAAAACACUCAAUUGUGUUGUGAUGUAUCAAACUUAAAACGUGAAAAAGACCAAAUUGAAGAUGAUUUAAGAACAAAAAGUAACGAACUUAUGAGUGUUGAAAAGUUACGACAUGAGACGCAAAUUCGAGAAGACACUUUGAUUGCAGAACUUCAAAAAACAAAAGAAGAAAAGAAAAUGUCCGAAGAAAAACUUGAAAUUUUAGAUGCGGAAAUAAAGAGGAAAGAAAGUGAAUUAGUUGAAAGGUUAAAUGAAUUGGAAACAAAUAAAAAGUUACAAGAAGAAAGUGAAAAGAAGUCGAAGAGAAUGGAGGACGAUAUUAAAUCCGAACAAGAAAAGUCGAACAAACUGAAAGAGAAUUUAACAAUAAUGGAAAAAGAAAAAGAAGUUCUGAGGGGUCAACUCAUUGAAAAGGAAUCCCAAUAUAUUCAAACAACAAAACAAAUUGAAAAUUUGGAAAAGGAAGUUGCGAAAGAACAUCAAAAUGAAAAACUUUUGAUAGACCAAUUGAAAGAGACAAAAAAUGAAAAGGAUAAAAUUGUUGAGCAAAUAAAAACCAUUGAAUUUGAUAAAAAUACUUUCAAAAAGGAACUUGUGAAGACCAAGGAAGAUUGUAAUAAAAUUGAACAACAACUGGAUUCAAAAAGAAAGGAAAAUGAAGAACAAAGAGAAGAAAAUAAUAAGUUGAAAAACGAAAUUAAAAUAAAAGAUGAACAAUUUGCUAUGAUUGAAAAUGAUGCAAAGACAAAACAAGAAACUAUAAAUCAACUUAGUGAAAAAUUAACAAACACUGAACAACAGAAAGAAGAAAUUGACAAACAGAAAACAGAAAUAGAAGAGAAACUUAAGACAAUGAGUGAAGAAAAUAAGAAUAUUGUAUAUGAACUUGACACAACAAAAGAAGAAUUUAAAAAACAAAAGAAAGAAGCAGAAAAGAAAGAAGAAAGUAUGAUGAACAUUGUCAAAACAGAACAAGAGAAAAAUAACAAAUUAAAUGAAGAAUUGAAAAAGAGUCAAAAUGAUAAAGACAAAGUUGCUAAUCAACUCAAAACUACAGAAGAAGAGAAAAAUAAAAUUGAAAGUGAAUUGAAAAAGAAAGACGAUGAAUUAAAUGUGGCGACUAAAAAGAUUGGAAAAAUUGAGAAAGAAAAGAAAGAAGCACACGAGAAAAUAGAACAACUCGAAGAAGAGAAAGAAAAGAUAACCAAAAAACUUGACAGUGUAGAAAAAGAGAAAGAAAAGAUCACUGAAAAACUCAAAUUAACAACAAAUGAGAAAGUUGAUUUGGAAAAAACAAUUGAAAAUCAAAAUAAAACAACAACUCAAUUACAAAACAAUUUGGAGAAAGUGAAUCAACAACUUGAAGAGACAACAAAACAAAAGGAAGAAAAUGAUAAAAAAGUGGAAGAAAUUAUAGCAACUCAACAACAAAAGGAAAAACAAAUGAAUGAAAAAUUGGAAAAGAUGACAAAUGAAAAAGAGAAAAUGCAAAAUAACAUCAAAAACAUGGAAGAACAACUGACAAAAACAAAUGAUGAGAAAAUGAAAGUAGAAGGCGAAUUAAACACACAAAAAGAAAAGACAGCACAACAAGAGAAACUUAUUGAAGAAAAAGAAGGCGAGUUGAAAAAGGCAACUCAAAAGAUUGAAGAAAAUGAGAAAAUCAAGAAAGAAUUUGAAGAGAAAAUCAAAACAAUUGAAGAAGAGAAAGACAAAAUACAACAAGAACUUGAGAAUACAAAAGAAGAAAAAGACAAAGUUGCAAAUCAAUUGAAAACAACAAACGAAGAAAAAGAAAAUAUCAAUGAACAACUUAACAAAACAAAAGAAGCGAAAGAUAAAAUUGAACACGAAUUGAAAGAACAAAAAGAAAAGUUUAGUGCUGAAUGUGAUUGUAUGAAAACAACAAUAGCCGAACUUGAAGAGGAGUUACAGAAAGAACAACAACAACACAACGAUAACAACACAAAGAACAAAGAGGAAAUUGACAAAAUGCAACAACAAAUUGAUCAUGAAAAAGCAAACAAUGAAACACUCAACAAACAAAACGCAAAAUAUGAAGAGAUUGCAAAAUUGAAUGCAGACGAGAUGAAAGAACACAAAGAAAAAAUCAUCACACUCAACACCAAAAUAGCUGAAAAUGAGAAACAAAUUGAUCAAUAUCAACACAACGAACAAAUCAACAAAAACAAAAUAGAUCAAUUGAACACAAUUAACAACAAACUGAAAAAUGAACUCGAUGAACAAAUCAAACUUACUAAUACAAAGGAAGAUGAACUCAACAAUGAAAUAAACAAACUACAAUUAAAACUCAACGAUUUGGAAAAAACAAGUACAUUAGAAAAGGAACAACUCAUUAAAUCAAAUGAAGAUGAAAAGAAAAACAAUGCAAUUCAAGUCGAAGAACUUAUAAAAGAAAAUAACACACUCAAAUCAACCAUCGACGCUGAUGACACUAAACUUAAAACACAAGAAGAAAUAAUAAUAAAAGAGAAAGUUGAAAAUGAUGAGUUGAGGAAACAAAUUGAUGAAAACACCAAAAAUGCAAGUGAAGAGUCAAAACGUUUUCAAUUGGUAAUAGAAGACCGAGUUGGUGAAAUAACAAAAUUUCAAAAUGAAGUGAUUGCAUUGAAACAAGAAAAUGAAACAGUUGAACGUUCUCAACAAAAAUCUCAAGACGAGUUGAAUGAGAAAUUAAGAAAUGUAACUCAACAACUUGGAGACACUGAAAACCAAAAAAGAGAAAUUGAAGACAAAAAUCAAACACUCCAAUUUGAUUUGAUGAAAGAGAAAGAGAUUUCAAAACAACUCCAAAAUGACAAUGAGAAAGUCAAAGGUGAAAUUGACAAAUUACUAAAUGAGAAAACCAAAGUCGAAGAGCAAAUUAAGACAAUGAGUGAAGAAAACAAAAAGAUUGCAAAUGAAAUUGUUGCGACUAAACAAGAAGUUGAAAAGAAAGAAGAAAGUAUGAUGAACACAAUCAAAACAGAACAAGAGAAAACAAAGAAACUAAAUGAAGAGUUGGAAAAAUGUCAAAACGAAAAAGACAAAGUUGCUCAUCAACUCAUAACUACAGAAGAUGAGAAAGACAAAAUUGAAAAAGAAAUGGCUUUGCAGAAAGAAAAUACAACACAACAAGAGAUGGCACUAAAAACAAAAGAAGACGAAUUCAAAAUUGCGACUAAAAAGAUUGAAGAAAUUGAGAAAGAAAAGAAAGAAGCACAUGAGAUAAUUGAAAACAUCAAAUUGUUAAAGAAUAAUUUGGAAGAGAAAGUAAAUACAUUACAAACUGAUCUUACAAAACUUCAAGAUGAAAAAGAACAAAUUGAAAAUAACAAGAAAACAUUGUCAGACGAGUUGGAAAAGACAAAAGAAGAAAAUAAAAAGAUCGUUGAACAGCUCAAAUUAACAACAAAUGAGAAAGUUGAGUUGGAAAAAACAAUUGAAAAUCAAAAUAAGACAACAUUACAACUGCAAAAUGAACUGAAAGACAAAAAUGACAUAAUUGAAACAACUAAAAAACAAAAAGAAGAAGCUGAACAGAAAUUGGAAACAGUUAUUGCAACUCAAAAAGACAAAGAAAAAGAAAUCAAUGAAAAAUUGGAAAACGCAAAGAACGAGAAUGAUGAACUGAAAACCACUUUCAAUUCACAAGAACAGAAACUGAAAGAAGCAGAAACAACACAAAAUGAAAUGCAAAGUAAUAUCAAAACAUGGAAGAACAACUGA
This is a messenger RNA of Entamoeba invadens IP1, 10392 nucleotides long. RefSeq lists its product as hypothetical. The coding region runs from base 1 to 10392 and encodes 3463 amino acids. The transcript has a single exon. NCBI's taxonomy places the organism in Eukaryota, Evosea, Mastigamoebida, Endamoebidae. Gene Ontology annotation, molecular function: protein binding. The record is from RefSeq and is a predicted model, not a curated record.